Porites lobata is the source of this 34413-nucleotide messenger RNA. NCBI's taxonomy places the organism in Eukaryota, Metazoa, Cnidaria, Anthozoa, Scleractinia, Poritidae. The record is from the annotation of a GenBank genome assembly.
AUGGGUAGGUUCUUCAGUUAAUAAGCAUAUUUUAAUUCAUUAGCCAAUGGGAACGUUUUUCAGGUGAUUUGGUGAUUAAAGUAAUACUACACUACAAAAGUCGUAUUUCUUGUCUCACCUGACCCUUGCGAUAACUGUACGCAACGCUCUAUCCAUUUUAGCUAAUCAAGACGGCUAAAACACAGGCCAAUUGCGUCUUCGUAAUAUACCCGAUGUUAUGUGGUCAGGUGCAAGCGAAAGUAUUAAGUGUGUUGAUCUUGGUACUCAUCAGAUAUUGACGACUGUUAUCCCAGCCCGUGUGAAAACAAUGGAACAUGUAUUGACGGUGUGAACAACUACAUGUGUGCUUGCGUACCUGGAUUUGAAGGAAAGAACUGCUCCAUUGGUAAGCUCUCAAACAACUUUGAUCAACCUAUCCUUUUAUUCAAAAGUCAACAGAAAUAUUUUCUAGGUGUUGUUUUGAACAAUAACGUCCGUUGGACCAGUGAAAAUAAUAUUUGCUGCCUCAUAAGUCUGUUCUUCUUUUUUUCAGACAUUGAUGACUGUGAUCCUUACCCGUGUCUAAACAAUGGAGCAUGCAUAGAUGGUGUAAAUAACUAUACUUGCGCAUGCUCUUCUGGUUUUGAAGGGAGGAACUGCAGCAUCAGUAAGUUUUUUUUUAUUAUUACUGUAUUUAUAAUGUUGGUGUUUUUAACUUAAAAUAUGAAUUUGGACAAUUGCCUGUUAAUAUAACAAAUAAUAGUUUAGGAAGGAAGGAAGGAGGGAAGGAGAUGCAGGAUCAGUAAGUUUUUUUUUUAAGGCCCUAAAAAUGAAAUGGGUAAAAAGCUAUUUAGAUGAUCAAGAUACAGGGAAAUGGAAGCUUUUUUUCAAUCAUCGACUAGCACAAUUUGGAGGGAAAUUAGUUUUCUGGGGAAACUUAAGCCCUAAAGACGUUCGUUUCCUUAAUCUGCGAGAUCCAUUUUUAGCUGAGAUUAUGGAAUAUUGGACGACCCUAAAUUAUAAGGACAACAAUCUAGAUUUCACGUCAGCUCAGAUCUGGCAUAACUCCCUCAUAAGAAUAGAGAACAAACCAAUUUUCUAUAAAUCUUGGUUCACCGCAGGUGUGAAAGAUGUUAAAGACAUCCUUGACACGGACGGAAAGUCUAUAUUAAGCUAUACUGCAUUUACCGCUAAAUAUAAAAUCAAGACUAACUUUCUAGAAUCCUAUAAGGUAGUAUCAGCCGUUAAACUGUUCAGGCAAAAGUGUUCUCAACAACCCAAUAGAGGACCCAAAACCAAGACCUUUGGGCAAACAUUAUUAGCCUCAGAAAAAGCCUGUAAAACCGUUUACAAAUCAAUUAUCGAAAAAAAAAGCCACCACCCCUCUUAAAAGCCAGGAAAAAUGGCUGUCUAAGGAAAAUAUAAUAGGAAAUGCGAAUGUGAACUGGGAGAAUACAUACCGCUUCCCCUUUCUGUGUACAACAGAAACAAGGUUACGAGUGUUCCAAUUCAUGUUCCUCCACAGACGAAUAGCAACAAACGACUUCCUCUUUAAAAUCGGCCUAAAACAAGCAGACUCCCGUUCUUUCUGCGGGGAAUUUACUGAAACCCUUGCCCACUUGUUCUGGUAUUGCAGUUACACUCAAAAAUUCUGGAAAGACAUUUAUGGAUAACUCAAAACACCACCUUAAACAAAUCCAUUGCCUUCUCUCCUCUUAUCUGUCUUGGACUAAUUGAUAAUCUCUGAUUUAUUACUACAUCAUCUUUUCCUUAUCGCCAAACGAUAUAUUUACACAUGUAAGUUAAAUAACUGCAACCCUGCGCUACAGGUUUAUAUACAAACCGUUAUGAACUCCUUGGAAAUUGAAAAAGAGAUUGCCUCUAAUAAUAACAAUAUGUCCUCCUUCGAAAACAAAUGGAGCCCUCUUAAACUUUGCCCCUCGGACAAAUAAACUUGCUGUUAUUAAAUAAUUCCAAAAGUUCCAAAAGUUAAAAGUGAUGCAGAAACAAAUGCAAAUGCAAAUCACCUUUUAGUUGGUAGGACAGACUCCUUAUGUUUUUGUUGUAUCGUGUUUUAUUUUGCAAUUUUGCAAAUAGUAGUCAAUUUUGUAAAAUUGUUUUUUAGGCUUAAUUAGUUGCAAAUGCUGUAACAUCGUAUUUUUCCUUUAUCUCUUGUACCUUGUUUUUUUUUUUCCUCCAUGUAAAUGUAAGUAUUGUCAUUAGAAGUGUUGUAACCAAAUAAAUGUUAUUUUAAAAAAAAAAAAAAAAAAAGUUUUUUUUUUACUGACCAAAUUUUAGCAAGCGUUUAAAAGUUAAAGUACGAUGUAGACGAUUUCAAGUUUCCGUAGAUCAAAUGGUAGGUUCCUCCAUCCUUCUCCGCUUUUUACCAUUAUAAUAAUGAAACAUGUAUAUCUUUUUCCCGCGUCAAAUCUUUAAUUGGAGUUUGAAGGUGCGAAUUUGCGAAGUACUUUCAAAAAAUAAAACUUAGUAAAUAAAUAAAUAAAUAGGUAUAAUGUACUCCAGUGAACGAUAAAUUCAUUAUUAAGAAUUUUUUAUAGUUCUAUUUUAUCUAUCUAUUUAAUAAUAUAUUUAUUUGCUUAUUUUUUUGUUAACUUAUUUCUUUGUUUUAAAAAGGAUGCAUAAAAAAGUAAAGCUUAUUCAAUUCGCUUAAUGUGUGCAUCAUGGUUUCACAGAUAUUGAUGACUGUUAUCCCAGCCCAUGUGAGAACAAUGGAACAUGUAUUGACGGUGUGAGCAACUACACUUGUGCUUGCGUACCUGGAUUUGAAGGAAAGAACUGCUCUGUGGGUAGGGUCUUCAGUUAAUAAGCAUAUUUUAAUUCAUUAGCCAAUGGGAACGUUUUUCAGGUGAUUUGGUGAUUAAAGUAAUGCUACACUACAAAAGUCGUAUUUAUUGUCUCACCUGGCCCUUGCGAUAACUGUACGUAACGCUCCGUCCAUUUUAGCUGAUCAAGACGGGUAAAACACAGGCCAAUUGCGUCUUCGUAAUAUACCCGAUGUUAUGUAGUCAGGUGCAAGCGAAAGUAUUAAGUGUGUUGAUCUUGGUACUCAUCAGAUAUUGACGACUGUUAUCCCAGCCCGUGUGAAAACAAUGGAACAUGUAUUGACGGUGUGAACAACUACAAGUGCGCUUGCGUACCUGGAUUUGAAGGAAAGAACUGCUCCAUUGGUAAGCUCUCAAACAACUUUGAUCAACCUAUCCUUUUAUUCAAAAGUCAACAGAAAUGUUUUCUAGGUGUUGUUUUGAACAAUAACGUCCGUUGGACCAGUGAAAAUAAUAUUUGCUGCCUCAUAAGUCUGUUCUUCCUUUUUUUCAGACAUUGAUGACUGUGAUCCUUACCCGUGUCUAAACAAUGGAGCAUGCAUAGAUGGUGUAAAUAACUAUACUUGCGCAUGCUCUUCUGGCUUUGAAGGGAGGAACUGCAGCAUCAGUAAGUUUUUUUUUCAUUAUUACUGUAUUUAUAAUGUUGGUGUUUUUAACUUAAAAUAUGAAUUUGGACAAUUGCCUGUUACUAUAACAAAUAAUAGUUUAGGAAGGAAGGAAGGAGAUGCAGGGUCAGUAAGUUUUUUUUUUUUACUGACGAAAUUUUAGCAAGCGUUUAAAAGUUAAAGUACGAUGUAGACGAUUUCAAGUUUCCGCAGAUCAAAUGGUAGGUUCCUCCAUCCUUCUCCGCUUUUUACCAUUAUAAUAAUGAAACAUGUAUAUCUUUUUCCCGCGUCAAAUCUUUAAUUGGAGUUUGAAGGUGCGAAUUUGCGAAGUACUUUCAAAAAAUAAAACUUGGUAAAUAAAUAAAUAAGUAUAAUGUACUCAAGUGAACGAUAAAUUCAUUAUUAAGAAUUUCUUUUUGUAGUUUUAUUUUAUCUAUUUAUUUAAUAACAUAUUUAUUUCCUUAUUUUUUUGUUAACUUAUUUCUUUGUUUUAAAAAGGAUGCAUAAGAAAGUAAAGCUUAUUCAAUCGCUUAAUGUGUGCAUCAUGGUUUCACAGAUAUUGAUGACUGUUAUCCCAGCCCAUGUGAGAACAAUGGAACAUGUAUUGACGGUGUGAGCAACUACACUUGUGCUUGCGUACCUGGAUUUGAAGGAAAAAACUGCACCAUUAGUAAGUAUUAAUGAACAACCUUGAUUAGUAUAUUUAAUUCAUCAAAAAAGGGAACGUUUUAAAGGUACUGUUAUGUUUUUUAUUAUUAUUUUGCCAAAAAAAAAGCACAAAAUAUUCAUAUAUUCCAAAAAAAUUGAUAUAUUCAAAAAAUAUUCAAGUUGAGGAAAAUGAAAAUAAUGCAAGAAUAAACGAGAAAAAAAAACCAAGGAAGCAAAAAAAAAAUACACACAAGCAUUAGGAGAGCUAAAGUGUGUUUAUACCAAGAAAAAAUGACUUAAGUUUAGAAUCAAACAAAGUAGUACUAGAGGCAUUCUGAAUUUCGGGGCUAAGGGAAUUAAUAUUUUGGGUCCUUGAAAACGAAGUGAAAAUUUCGUUACAUUUGUCCUGCAGUAGGGCAAACGGAAGGAAUUCUUACUUCUAGUGUUAUAUGAAUGUAAGUCAGAGUUAAGCAAUACGUUUGUAUUGCUUAACUAGUAUUAUGGACAAUACGUUUGUCCGCCAGACCGUUAAAAAUGGUCGAGUUAAGUUUGUUUUUCUGGCUCUCUGUCAGACAAAGAUGACUGUGCUCCCUACCCGUGUGUAAACAAUGGAACAUGCGUAGAUGAUGUGAAUAACUAUACCUGUGCAUGUCACCCUGGCUUUGAAGGGAGAGACUGCAGCAUCAGUAAGUUCUAUUUUUAUUUCUUUCUUUUUUUUUUUUUAAACUGGUUAAGAUGUGUUAUUGAACAGAACGAAACAACUGAAAAACCUCACAGUGUUCUGUUAACUGGAACGGGAACCACUCUGGUGCUGAAUACCUUAUAUUAUUUUGAGCAAGACUUGCCGUCAUUUUAUGAAGCGGGGUAAUUAAAUUUUUAAAUUGACUGGAUAUGGUUUGACACGGAAACUAGAAUUGCUUCCACAUUAGCAAGUCGUCUGCUACGUGACGUAGAUCUUGUCGUAAUGCUUUCAACAGGAUGAAACUCGAUCGCAUGAUGAAAAGAAAAAUGCCGAGAGAAAUGCACCGGUAGCUAAAGGACCAGCUUAACUGUGUUUCUGUUCGCAUGGAGAAAAAGAGGACAUGAAAAUGAUAGUUGAUGUAGGUCACUAGUCAAUCGUGAUUCGAACCCCCUCGCUUUUUUUCUCGCUCCAUUUUUCCAUGAUCUUGAAGCCAGGAACAGGCUUAUUUAGACUUGAAGAAAUUUUGUGUGACCCAGAAACAAAAUCGCAACAUCCUACCUGUGCAUCUCUUUGCAAAGGCCCUUGCCCGUCUAAAUCGAAGUUUCUCCCUGCCUUCCAUGCUCUGAAAGCGUCUGAUACAACUUUGAUCUUUGCUGGUUUUGAGGAAAGAACUGCACCCAUAGUAAGUAUCAAAACAGUCAAUGGAAACGUUUUCAAGGUGUUUGUCCACCAGACUUAAAAGUUGUCGAGUAAAGUCUGUUUUUCCUGCUUUGUGUUAGACACCGAUGACUGUGACCCUUACCCGUGUCUCAACAAUGGAACAUGCAUAGACGAUGUGAAUAACUAUACUUGCGCAUGCCCUCCUGGCUUUGAAGGGAGGAACUGCAGCAUCAGUAAGUUUAUUAUUACCGAGGUUUUUUUACAACGUUUUUCAAAGUUUCAGUGUAAAUUUGGAGGAUUCCAAGUCAUAAAAAUGCACAAUCGUUCUGGCAGGGCUUAUUUCCCUUUCGUAAACGGUCGUUGCCAUUUUUUUUUUUUAAGGAAUGUGUAGCGUUUGUGCGAUUUUAGGUUAUUUUAAUGCACAGUAGCUUUUCCAUUCUUCAUGACAUUUCAUUACCUUACAGACUGCUGUUAAUAUUUAACCAAAGACUCUUAGCUACUCUUUCUCCGCGUAAAUGUUUCAAUUAAAGGUUUUUUAAAAAUGGUGGAUUGCAAGCCUAUAUUAGGACAAAAUAUAGUAAACUGCGUUUACAGAGAAAAAUAUUUUUUUCUUCGAAAACGCGAGAAUAAAUUUUGGUGUUUCAUUAAAUAUUGGUGACUGUUAUCCCAGAACGUGUUAAAACAAUGGAACAUGUUUUGAUGGAAUGAACAACUACACCUGCGCUUGCGUACCUGGCUUUAAAGGAAAGAACUGCUCUAUAGAGUGUUUUCACAUGACGUCCCGGCGACCAUAUUGGUGUCCCAAAACAAUGAAACGGCGGCCUUGUUGGUGUCCCAAACCAAUCCUGUGGGAGUUGAACUCUUUUCUUAUGCAAACGCUCUCUUUUGUUCCCAUAAAUUUGCAUAGAUGCUGGCCAAGUGAGUGAAAACGCUCCAUUGGUAGGCUUUUAAACAGUUUAACUGAAUACAGUCUUAAUUCAACAGUCAACGGAAACAUUUUUAAGUAGAAGUAGGGUAGAUUUAGGUCCGUCCGCUGGACUAGUAAAAUUUGUCUUUAUUCUUCUCCUUCUUCUCCUUCUUUCUCCCUUUCAGACACAGAUGACUGUGAUCCUUACCCGUGUCUCAACAAUGGAACAUGCAUAGACGAUGUGAAUAACUAUACUUGCGCAUGCCCUCCUGGCUUUGAAGGGAGGAACUGCAGCAUCAGUAAGUUUGUUAUUACCGAGGUUUUUUUACAACGUUUUUCAAAGUUUCAGUGUAAAUUUGGAGGAUUCCAAGUCAUAAAAAUGCACAAUCGCUCUGGCAGGGUUUAUUUCCCCUUCGUAAACGGUCGUUGCCAUUUUAAACGGUCGAUGUCACCCUUAGUAACCAUGCCUUUACUUAUGAUUGAUGUAAUAUUUUCCCUGGAUUAAGUUACAAUAAGAGAAAUAAUACUUUUUUGAAUAGUCUUAGAAAGGACGACCUUGAAGCUCAAAUUGAAUUGACGUUAAAAGUUAUAGAAAGGAUUAGGGUCAUCUAUUAUUGAUGUAACAGUUACGGAAGACAGUUUGCUACAAUAGCUUAUGUAUUUAAUUUUUCGAAAUUUUGGCUGAUCAAUAUGGUAGUGAAACGGUAAGGGUGAGAGGGAUGCGAAAAGUCCGGGUUCGACCCUGGGUUGCGAUUUUCUUUCGUUCAAAUAAAAACGCUCUCAAUAACAGGUCAAAACGUUUCUAUGUGCCUUAGAAAUUGCAGGGACCGUUAACGAACGAACGGGAUAACUGCCUCGUCAGGUUCAGUAAAAGGUUUCGUCAUUGCUCACUCCAUUUUUCUAUCUUAAAGGGGCACCUUCAAGCAGUGUCAUGGCGGUCGUGCACUUCACCGAAAUCAUUUGCUGUAAUACAAAAAUUAGGAACGUGAUUUCUACAACUGUAUGUUUGAUAACAGGAUUGUAUCUAUGUUUCUUUUAAGAAGGGUAUCACAGCCUGCUAUUUGCUUAGGUUGCGAAGAUAUAAUCUGAUUUUCAAACACAAUCAGAACGUUCGUAACUUCCGUAUUACAACUAAUUAUUUCGUUAAAGUGCACGGCCGCAAUGCACACUGGUUGAAGGUGCCCCUUAAAAGAUUAUAAUUAGACGGACUUUUUUUUUACCGACGUAAAAACUGCAAGUGCGGUUUGAAUAUGCAAGUUCACUACAAGGCUCUAUAGUACAAAAUGUUUUAGACUUGCAACCGAAAAGGUUUUUCAUAUUUCAAAGACAUGAACGCAUAAGAACAUCGAUCUUAAUAUGUAAUCGUGAUGUCUUUUCAGAUUUUGACGACUGUUAUCCUAGCCCCUGCCAAAACAAUGGAACAUGUAUUGACGGAGUGAACAAUUAUUCUUGCGCUUGCGUACCUGGAUUUGAAGGAAACAAUUGCACCAUUAGUAAGUUCCUAAGAAAUGUAAGGAGCUUUAUUUAACGCAUUUAAUUCAUCGGUCAAUGGUAAUGUUUCAAGAUAUUUUUGUACACGAUAAGUUCCUUCCCUAUUAGACCAGUAAAAGUUGUCUCAAUCGUGUAAAGUCUUUUUUUGUUAUUGUUUGCCUUUUAUCAGACACUGAUGACUGUGAUCCUUACCCGUGUGUAAACAAUGCAACAUGCAUAGAUGAUGUGAAUAACUAUACUUGCGCAUGCUCUCCUGGCUUUGAAGGGAGGAACUGCAGCAUCAGUAAGUUUUCCUUUCGUGUUGACCUUUCUCAUCGGUCAAUGGUAACGUUUUUGAGAUGUUAUUGGGCAUGAUAUGUUUCUUCGCCAGACCAGUAAAAGUUGUCUUUAUCGCAUGAAGUCUGGAUUUUUCGCUUUCUUCCAGACAAAGAUGACUGUGAUCCUUACCCGUGUGUAAACAAUGGAACAUGCAUAGAUGGUGUGAACAACUAUUCUUGUGCAUGCUCUCCUGGUUUUGAAGGGAGGAACUGCAGCAUCAGUAAGUGUUUUUUUUUUUUAAGAGAGAAGGUUUAGAACGGUUUUUUUUUUCACGUUAUUUUAAUAAAUCAUCGGUUUUGUAGGUUUCGUGAUUGUUUGGCAAGCUGAAAUUUUUUCCUUCUUGAAUAGAACAUUAAUCUAUAGAUUUAGCCAGGGUAAAAAGCGAAGCUCUCCACAAUAUUUAUAGUUUUCUCCAGGAAAAUAUGAAAUCGUGUAACGCUAUAAGCGGCGAACGCAACGAGAAUAGUGAAAAAACAACAAUAGGUCUAAUUAGCAAAAAAGCACUUUGCUCGUGCAGCACACUUUUUUUUGUACAUUUCUUUGCCGUUGUUUUGCACGACUGCAACGUGAACAUUCCAGAAACUUCCUCGCUACAAGUUUUAUGAAGGAAAUGUCGUAUCUUUUGUUCACUUGUUUUACUGCCGCUCACCUUGGUGGCCGCUAGCAUUUUCAUUUUCUCACCGCCGCUAAAAAAUUUUCAUGUUGUUCUUCCAACAAAAAUGUCUCCUUUGUUUUUGAUCCCUCGCUGUAGCUCUCUGUCGUUCUUUUUCUCGUUGAGCUUCGCUGGCCUGUCGCCUACUUUCUCUUUUUUCUCUCUUUCUCUUUCUCUAUCACCCAAAUUUGUGGGCAUAACAAAUAAUCUAAGCUUAACACUUUAGACAACAAGCAUACAGAAACAACGCCUGCUUUCCGUUUUCGUCUUUAUUGACUCUCCUAAUGGUUGUCUCUGCUUCCGAGACUCGGUUGACUAUGCGAUUUACCGCCGAAACAAUCUCGAGUUGCAUUUGGAUUGCCAUACCUGUUGAUUAAGUUAUUUUACAUUGGUAUGCCUGUGGUGCGAACGGACGGACGGACGGUCGGUCGGUCGGUCGGUCGGUCGGUUUUUUUAUUUUCUUACGUAUGGGGCUACACUCGCGCGCGCGUGGAGCACCGCUGUAAUAAAUUUUCUUACCCAUGUUAAAGAUUCCAGUAGGCUUCAAGUAUGAAAGUUCAUAAUGCCCAGUAGUAAAAAAAUUUGUUUUCCAACAUUUUUUUUCUUUUAAACAUGAGUUUGUAAGACUAUAAUUAAUCGUAUGAACUGUAUGCAACUUUUCUUCUUAUCAGAUAUUGACGACUGUUAUCCCAGCCCUUGUGAAAACAACGGGGCAUGUAUUGACGGUGUGAACAGUUACACUUGCGCUUGCGUACCUGGAUUUGAAGGAAAGAACUGCUCCAUAGGUAGGUUCUUAAACAGUUUUUAUUUAACACCAGUUUCAGAUCACGAAAGCCAACGGGAACAUUUGCAGUAGUCGUGUAUUAAGGUCUAUCCAAGUCUGUCUCCUGGUCUGUCCGUUAAUCGACUGCUCUGAAAGUUGUAUUUUUUUCUUGGUUCAUUUCAGACACCGAUGAUUGUUAUCCUUACCUGUGUUUAAACAAUGGAACAUGCAUAGAUCAUGUGAAUAACUACACUUGCGCAUGCCCUCCUGGCUUUGAAGGGAGAAACUGCGGCAUUAGUAAGCUUUUUUAUUAUGAUAUUUAAAAAAUGGGUGUUUUUAACUUAAAAUUAAUAUGAGUUUCGACGAUUUCAAGUUGUUAUGGUAGAGAAUAGUUUUCUUCGUAGGUCUAGUGAUAGGUUCUUCCUAAAGUCCUUCUCCCUUUUUUACCAUUUUAAAUAUAACAUGUACUCCAGUAAACGAUAAAUUUCCGUCGAAAGGAACUCUUAUAGUUUUAUUCUGUUUUAUUAGGUUAUUUUUUAUAUAAAUAUUUACUAAAAAAAUGCGUGCAUCAAAAGAAGCACUUAUUGAAUCGCUUAAUUUGUGUGCAUUUUGGUAUUUCAUCAGAUACUGACGAUUGUUAUUCCAAGCCGUGUGAAAAUAAUGGAACAUGUAUCGAUGGAGUGAACAACUACAUUUGCACUUGCGUACCUGGAUUUGAAGGAAAGAACUGCAGCAUCAGUAAGCUCUUAAACAACUUUGUUAAACAUAUGUUUCAUUUAUCAGUCAGAAGAAAUGUUUUCUAGGUGCUGGGGUGCACAAUGACGUCCGUCGGACCAAUAAAAAUUCUUUUCGUUGCCUUAUGAAGUUUUUUCUUCUAUUUCUUAGACAUUGAUGACUGUGAUCCUUACCCGUGUGUAAACAAUGGAACAUGCAUAGAUGGUGUAGAUAAUUAUACUUGCGCAUGUGUCCCUGGCUUUCAAGGGAAGAACUGUGCUAUAAGUAAGUAUUUUUUAUGAAGGUAUUUAAAAAGUGGGUGUUUUAACUUUUCUUUAAAUUUUUAGUUUGGUCGAUUUCAUUUUAUUGCAAAAAAAAUAAAAAAAAAACCAGUUCCCAUUGUAUUUUCGUUGACAGGUCCACGCUUCCUUCUCCCUUUUUACCACUUUAAAUAGAAAAUUUACCCAAAGCAAAGGAAUUUUUGUGGUUUUGUUUUCUUUUAUUUAUUAUUUUUUGUUUAUUUAAGUAUUUACAUUGGAUAUAGGGUGAAAUCGCGUAAUUUGUGUGCAUCUUGUAUUUCAUCAGAUAUUGAUGACUGUUAUCCCAACCCGUGUGAAAACAAUGGAACAUGUAUUGACGGAGUGAACAAGUACACUUGCGCUUGCGUGCCUGGAUUUGAAGGAAAGAACUGCACCAUCAGUAAGCUCUUAAACAAGUCUUUCAAACAAACCUUGAAUUCAUCAGUCAUCAGUUAUAUUUUCUAGGUGCUGUGGUGCGCAAUAACGUCCACUUGACCAGUUAAAAUUGUUUUCCCCCUUUUUUCAGACACAGAUGACUGUGAUCCUUACCCGUGUGUAAACAAUGGAACAUGCAUAGAUGGUGUGAACAACUAUUCUUGUGCAUGCUCUCCUGGCUUUGAAGGGAGGAACUGCAACAUCAGUAAGUGUUGUUUUUUUUUUUACGAGAGAAGGUUUAGAACGCGUUUUAUUUUUGUUUUAUUUUUUUUUCAUGUUAUUUUAAUACAUCAUCGGUUUUGUAGGUUUCGUGAUUGUUUGGCAAGCUGAAAUUUUCUCCUUCUUAAAUAGAAGAUUAAUCUAUAGAUUUAGCCAGGGCUAAAAGCGAAGCUCUCCAUAAUAUUUAUAGUUUUCUCAAGGAAAAUAUGAAAUCGUGUAAUGCUAUAAGCGGCGAAGGCAACGAGAUUAGUGAAAAAACAUCAAUAGGUCUCAUUAGCAAAAAAGUACUUUGCUCGUGCAGCACACUUUUUUGUACAUUUCUCUGCCGUUGUUUUGCACGACUGCAACGUGAACAUUCCAGAAACUUCCUCGCUACAAGUUUUAUGAAGGAAAUGUCGUACCUUUUGUUCACUUUUUUUACUGCCGCUCACCUUGGUGGCGGCUAGCAUUUUCAUUUUCUCACCGCCGCUACAAAAUUUUCAUGUUGUUCUUCCAACAAAAAAUGUCUGCUUUGUUUUUGAUCUCUCGCUGUAGCUCUCUGUCGCUCUUUUUCUCGUUGAGCUUCGCUGGCCUGUUGCCUACUUUCUCUUUUUUCUCUCUUCCUCUUUCUCUAUUACCCAAAUUUGUAGGCAUGACAAAUAAUCUAAGCUUAAUACUUUAGAAAACACGCAUACAGAAAUAACGCCUGCUUUUUGUUUUUGUCUUCAUUGACUCUUUUAAUGGUUGUCUCUGCUUCCGAGACUCUGUUGACUAUGCGAUUUCCCGCCGAAAUAACCUCGAGUUGCAUUUAGAUUGCCAUACCUGUUGAUUAAGUUAUUUUACAUUGGUAUGCCUGUGGGGAGAACGGACGGACGGUCAGUCGGUCGGUGGUUUUUAUUUUCUUAGGUAUGGGGCUAAGCUCGCGCGCACGUGGAGCACGCUGUUAAUAAAUACUUUCUUACCCAUGUUAAAGAUUCCAGUAGGCUUCAAGUAUGAAAGUUCAUAAUGCCCAAUAGUGAAAAAAAUGUGUUUUCCAACAUUUUUUUUUCUUUUAAACAUGAGUUUGUAAGACCACAAUUAAUCAUAUGAACUGUUUACAACUUUUCUUCUCAUCAGAUAUUGACGACUGUUAUCCUAGCCCUUGUGAAAACAAUGCAACAUGUAUUGACGGUGUGAACAGUUACACUUGCACUUGCCUACCUGGAUUUGAAGGAAAGAACUGCUCCAUAGGUAGGUUCUUAAACAGUUGUUAUUUAACACCAGUUUCAGAUCACGAAAGCCAACAACAACAUUUUCAAGUUGCAGUAGUCGUGUAUUAAGGUCUAUCCAAGUCUGUCUCCUGGUCUGGGGCCGGUUGCUCGAAGCCUAGUUAGCGCUAACCGUUGGUUAAGAGGUAUCAAAAUGUAUAGGUUUCCAUGGUAUUUAACGCUGGAUAGCACUAACCAUGCUUUGAGCAACCUGGGCCUGUCCGUUAAUCGACUACUUAAAGUUGUCUUUUUUCUUGGUUCAUUUCAGACACCGAUGAUUGUUAUCCUUACCUGUGUUUAAACAAUGGAACAUGCAUAGAUCAUGUGAAUAACUACACUUGCGCAUGCCCUCCUGGCUUUGAAGGGAGAAACUGCGGCAUCAGUAAGCUUUUUUAUUAUGAUAUUUAAAAAAUGGGUGUUUUUAACUUAAAAUUAAUGUGAGUUUGGACGAUUUCAAGUUGUUAUGGUAGAGAACAGUUUUCUUCGUAGGUCUAGUGAUAGGUUCUUCCUAAAGUCCUUCUCCCUUUUUUACCAUUUUAAAUAUAACAUGUACUCCAGUAAACGAUAAAUUUCCGUUGAAAGGAACUCUUAUAGUUUUAUUCUGUUUUAUUAGGUUAUUUUUUAUAUAAAUAUUUACUAAAAAAAUGCGUGCAUCAAAAGAAGCACUUAUUGAAUCGCUUAAUUUGUGUGCAUUUUGGUAUUUCAUCAGAUACUGACGAUUGUUAUCCCAAGCCGUGUGAAAAUAAUGGAACAUGUAUCGAUGGAGUGAACAACUACAUUUGCACUUGCGUACCUGGAUUUGAAGGAAAGAACUGCAGCAUCAGUAAGCUCUUAAACAACUUUGUUAAACAUAUGUUUCAUUUAUCAGUCAGAAGAAAUGUUUUCUAGGUGCUGGGGUGCACAAUAACGUCCGUCGGACCAAUAAAAAUUCUUUUCGUUGCCUUAUGAAGUUUUUUCUUCUAUUUCUUAGACAUUGAUGACUGUGAUCCUUACCCGUGUGUAAACAAUGGAACAUGCAUAGAUGGUGUAGAUAAUUAUACUUGCGCAUGUGUCCCUGGCUUUCAAGGGAAGAACUGUGCUAUAAGUAAGUAUUUUUUAUGAAGGUAUUUAAAAAGUGGGUGUUUUAACUUUUCUUUAAAUUUUUAGUUUGGUCGAUUUCAUUUCAUUGCAAAAAAAUAAAAAAAAAACCAGUUCCCAUUCUAUUUUCGUUGACAGGUCCACACUUCCUUCUCCCUUUUUACCACUUUAAAUAGAAAAUUUACCCAAAGCAAAGGAAUUUUUGUGGUUUUGUUUUCUUUUAUUUAUUAUUUUUGUUUAUUUAAGUAUUUACAUUGGAUAUAGGGUGAAAUCGCGUAAUUUGUGUGCAUCUUGUAAUUCAUCAGAUAUUGAUGACUGUUAUCCCAACCCGUGUGAAAACAAUGGAACAUGUAUUGACGGAGUGAACAAGUACACUUGCGCUUGCGUGCCUGGAUUUGAAGGAAAGAACUGCACCAUCAGUAAGCUCUUAAACAAGUCUUUCAAACAAACCUUGAAUUCAUCAGUCAUCAGUUAUAUUUUCUAGGUGCUGUGGUGCGCAAUAACGUCCACUUGACCAGUUAAAAUUGUUUUCCCCCUUUUUUCAGACACAGAUGACUGUGAUCCUUACCCGUGUGUAAACAAUGGAACAUGCAUAGAUGGUGUGAACAACUAUUCUUGUGCAUGCUCUCCUGGCUUUGAAGGGAGGAACUGCAACAUCAGUAAGUGUUGUUUUUUUUUUACGAGAGAAGGUUUAGAACCCGUUUUAUUUAUUUAUUUAUUUUUUUCAAGUUAUUUUAAUACAUCAUCGGUUUUGUAGGUUUCGUGAUUGUUUGGCAAGCUGAAAUUUUCUCCUUCUUAAAUAGAAGAUUAAUCUAUAGAUUUAGCCAGGGCUAAAAGCGAAGCUCUCCAUAAUAUUUAUAGUUUUCUCAAGGAAAAUAUGAAAUCGUGUAAUGCUAUAAGCGGCGAAGGCAACGAGAUUAGUGAAAAAACAUCAAUAGGUCUAAUUAGCAAAAAAGUACUUUGCUCGUGCAGCACACUUUUUUGUACAUUUCUCUGCCGUUGUUUUGCACGACUGCAACGUGAACAUUCCAGAAACUUCCUCGCUACAAGUUUUAUGAAGGAAAUGUCGUACCUUUUGUUCACUUUUUUUAACUGCCGCUCACCUUGGUGGCGGCUAGCAUUUUCAUUUUCUCACCGCCGCUACAAAAUUUUCAUGUUGUUCUUCCAACAAAAAAUGUCUGCUUUGUUUUUGAUCUCUCGCUGUAGCUCUCUGUCGCUCUUUUUCUCGUUGAGCUUCGCUGGCCUGUUGCCUACUUUCUCUUUUUUCUCUCUUCCUCUUUCUCUAUUACCCAAAUUUGUAGGCAUGACAAAUAAUCUAAGCUUAAUACUUUAGAAAACAAGCAUACAGAAAUAACGCCUGCUUUUUGUUUUUGUCUUCAUUGACUCUUUUAAUGGUUGUCUCUGCUUCCGAGACUCUGUUGACUAUGCGAUUUCCCGCCGAAAUAACCUCGAGUUGCAUUUAGAUUGCCAUACCUGUUGAUUAAGUUAUUUUACAUUGGUAUGCCUGUGGGGAGAACGGACGGACGGUCAGUCGGUCGGUGGUUUUUUAUUUUCUUAGGUAUGGGGCUAAGCUCGCGCGCACGUGGAGCACCGCUGUUAAUAAAUACUUUCUUACCCAUGUUAAAGAUUCCAGUAGGCUUCAAGUAUGAAAGUUCAUGAUGCCCAAUAGUGAAAAAAAUGUGUUUUCCAACAUUUUUUUUUCUUUUAAACAUGAGUUUGUAAGACCACAAUUAAUCAUAUGAACUGUUUACAACUUUUCUUCUCAUCAGAUAUUGACGACUGUUAUCCUAGCCCUUGUGAAAACAAUGCAACAUGUAUUGACGGUGUGAACAGUUACACUUGCACUUGCCUACCUGGAUUUGAAGGAAAGAACUGCUCCAUAGGUAGGUUCUUAAACAGUUGUUAUUUAACACCAGUUUCAGAUCACGAAAGCCAACAACAACAUUUUCAAGUUGCAGUAGUCGUGUAUUAAGGUCUAUCCAAGUCUGUCUCCUGGUCUGGGGCCGGUUGCUCGAAGCCUAGUUAGCGCUAACCGUUGGUUAAGAGGUAUCAAAAUGUAUAGGUUUCCAUGGUAUUUAACGCUGGAUAGCACUAACCAUGCUUUGAGCAACCUGGGCCUGUCCGUUAAUCGACUACUUAAAGUUGUCUUUUUUCUUGGUUCAUUUCAGACACCGAUGAUUGUUAUCCUUACCUGUGUUUAAACAAUGGAACAUGCAUAGAUCAUGUGAAUAACUACACUUGCGCAUGCCCUCCUGGCUUUGAAGGGAGAAACUGCGGCAUCAGUAAGCUUUUUUAUUAUGAUAUUUAAAAAAUGGGUGUUUUUAACUUAAAAUUAAUGUGAGUUUGGACGAUUUCAAGUUGUUAUGGUAGAGAACAGUUUUCUUCGUAGGUCUAGUGAUAGGUUCUUCCUAAAGUCCUUCUCCCUUUUUACCAUUUUAAAUAUAACAUGUACUCCAGUAAACGAUAAAUUUCCGUUGAAAGGAACUCUUAUAGUUUUAUUCUGUUUUAUUAGGUUAUUUUUUAUAUAAAUAUUUACUAAAAAAUGCGUGCAUCAAAAGAAGCACUUAUUGAAUCGCUUAAUUUGUGUGCAUUUUGGUAUUUCAUCAGAUACUGACGAUUGUUAUCCCAAGCCGUGUGAAAAUAAUGGAACAUGUAUCGAUGGAGUGAACAACUACAUUUGCACUUGCGUACCUGGAUUUGAAGGAAAGAACUGCAGCAUCAGUAAGCUCUUAAACAACUUUGUUAAACAUAUGUUUCAUUUAUCAGUCAGAAGAAAUGUUUUCUAGGUGCUGGGGUGCACAAUAACGUCCGUCGGACCAAUAAAAAUUCUUUUCGUUGCCUUAUGAAGUUUUUUCUUCUAUUUCUUAGACAUUGAUGACUGUGAUCCUUACCCGUGUGUAAACAAUGGAACAUGCAUAGAUGGUGUAGAUAAUUAUACUUGCGCAUGUGUCCCUGGCUUUCAAGGGAAGAACUGUGCUAUAAGUAAGUAUUUUUUAUGAAGGUAUUUAAAAAGUGGGUGUUUUAACUUUUCUUUAAAUUUUUAGUUUGGUCGAUUUCAUUUCAUUGCAAAAAAAUAAAAAAAAAACCAGUUCCCAUUCUAUUUUCGUUGACAGGUCCACACUUCCUUCUCCCUUUUUACCACUUUAAAUAGAAAAUUUACCCAAAGCAAAGGAAUUUUUGUGGUUUUGUUUUCUUUUAUUUAUUAUUUUUUGUUUAUUUAAGUAUUUACAUUGGAUAUAGGGUGAAAUCGCGUAAUUUGUGUGCAUCUUGUAAUUCAUCAGAUAUUGAUGACUGUUAUCCCAACCCGUGUGAAAACAAUGGAACAUGUAUUGACGGAGUGAACAAGUACACUUGCGCUUGCGUGCCUGGAUUUGAAGGAAAGAACUGCACCAUCAGUAAGCUCUUAAACAAGUCUUUCAAACAAACCUUGAAUUCAUCAGUCAUCAGUUAUAUUUUCUAGGUGCUGUGGUGCGCAAUAACGUCCACUUGACCAGUUAAAAUUGUUUUCCCCCUUUUUUCAGACACAGAUGACUGUGAUCCUUACCCGUGUGUAAACAAUGGAACAUGCAUAGAUGGUGUGAACAACUAUUCUUGUGCAUGCUCUCCUGGCUUUGAAGGGAGGAACUGCAACAUCAGUAAGUGUUGUUUUUUUUUUACGAGAGAAGGUUUAGAACCCGUUUUAUUUAUUUAUUUAUUUUUUUCAAGUUAUUUUAAUACAUCAUCGGUUUUGUAGGUUUCGUGAUUGUUUGGCAAGCUGAAAUUUUCUCCUUCUUAAAUAGAAGAUUAAUCUAUAGAUUUAGCCAGGGCUAAAAGCGAAGCUCUCCAUAAUAUUUAUAGUUUUCUCAAGGAAAAUAUGAAAUCGUGUAAUGCUAUAAGCGGCGAAGGCAACGAGAUUAGUGAAAAAACAUCAAUAGGUCUAAUUAGCAAAAAAGUACUUUGCUCGUGCAGCACACUUUUUUGUACAUUUCUCUGCCGUUGUUUUGCACGACUGCAACGUGAACAUUCCAGAAACUUCCUCGCUACAAGUUUUAUGAAGGAAAUGUCGUACCUUUUGUUCACUUUUUUUACUGCCGCUCACCUUGGUGGCGGCUAGCAUUUUCAUUUUCUCACCGCCGCUACAAAAUUUUCAUGUUGUUCUUCCAACAAAAAAUGUCUGCUUUGUUUUUGAUCUCUCGCUGUAGCUCUCUGUCGUUCUUUUUCUCGUUGAGCUUCGCUGGCCUGUUGCCUACUUUCUCUUUUUUCUCUCUUCCUCUUUCUCUAUUACCCAAAUUUGUAGGCAUGACAAAUAAUCUAAGCUUAAUACUUUAGACAACAAGCAUACAGAAACAACGCCUGCUUUUUGUUUUUGUCUUCAUUGACUCUUUUAAUGGUUGUCUCUGCUUCCGAGACUCUGUUGACUAUGCGAUUUCCCGCCGAAAUAACCUCGAGUUGCAUUUAGAUUGCCAUACCUGUUGAUUAAGUUAUUUUACAUUGGUAUGCCUGUGGGGAGAACGGACGGACGGUCAGUCGGUCGGUGGUUUUUUAUUUUCUUAGGUAUGGGGCUAAGCUCGCGCGCACGUGGAGCACCGCUGUUAAUAAAUACUUUCUUACCCAUGUUAAAGAUUCCAGUAGGCUUCAAGUAUGAAAGUUCAUGAUGCCCAAUAGUGAAAAAAAUGUGUUUUCCAACAUUUUUUUUUCUUUUAAACAUGAGUUUGUAAGACCACAAUUAAUCAUAUGAACUGUUUACAACUUUUCUUCUCAUCAGAUAUUGACGACUGUUAUCCUAGCCCUUGUGAAAACAAUGGAACAUGUAUUGACGGUGUGAACAGUUACACUUGCACUUGCCUACCUGGAUUUGAAGGAAAGAACUGCUCCAUAGGUAGGUUCUUAAACAGUUGUUAUUUAACACCAGUUUCAGAUCACGAAAGCCAACAACAACAUUUUCAAGUUGCAGUAGUCGUGUAUUAAGGUCUAUCCAAGUCUGUCUCCUGGUCUGGGGCCGGUUGCUCGAAGCCUAGUUAGCGCUAACCGUUGGUUAAGAGGUAUCAAAAUGUAUAGGUUUCCAUGGUAUUUAACGCUGGAUAGCACUAACCAUGCUUUGAGCAACCUGGGCCUGUCCGUUAAUCGACUACUUAAAGUUGUAUUUUUUUUUUCUUGGUUCAUUUCAGACACCGAUGAUUGUUAUCCUUACCUGUGUUUAAACAAUGGAACAUGCAUAGAUCAUGUGAAUAACUACACUUGCGCAUGCCCUCCUGGCUUUGAAGGGAGAAACUGCGGCAUCAGUAAGCUUUUUUAUUAUGAUAUUUAAAAAAUGGGUGUUUUUAACUUAAAAUUAAUGUGAGUUUGGACGAUUUCAAGUUGUUAUGGUAGAGAACAGUUUUCUUCGUAGGUCUAGUGAUAGGUUCUUCCUAAAGUCCUUCUCCCUUUUUUACCAUUUUAAAUAUAACAUGUACUCCAGUAAACGAUAAAUUUCCGUUGAAAGGAACUCUUAUAGUUUUAUUCUGUUUUAUUAGGUUAUUUUUUAUGUAAAUAUUUACUUAAAAAAUACGUGCCUCAGAAGAAGCGCUUAUUGAAUCGCGUAAUUUGUGUGCAUUUUGGUAUUUCAUCAGAUACUGACGACUGUUAUCCCAAGCCGUGUGAAAAUAAUGGAACAUGUAUCGAUGGAGUGAACAACUACAUUUGCACUUGCGUACCUGGAUUUGAAGGAAAGAACUGCAGCAUCAGUAAGCUCUUAAACAACUUUGUUAAACAUAUGUUUCAUUUAUCAGUCAGAAGAAAUGUUUUCUAGGUGCUGGGGUGCACAAUGACGUCCGUCGGACCAAUAAAAAUUCUUUUCGUUGCCUUAUCAAGUUUUUUCUUCUAUUCCUUAGACAUUGAUGACUGUAAUCCUUACCCGUGUGUAAACAAUGGAACAUGCAUAGAUGGUGUAGAUAAUUAUACUUGCGCAUGUGUCCCUGGCUUUCAAGGGAGGAACUGUGCUAUAAGUAAGUAUUUUUUAUGGAGGUAUUUAAAAAGUGGGUGUUUUAACUUUUCUUUAAAUUUUUAGUUUGGUCGAUUUCAUUUUAUUGCAAAAAAAUUAAAAAAAACCAGUUCCCAUUCUAUUUUCGUUGACAGGUCCACACUUCCUUCUCCUUUUUUACCACUUUAAAUAGAAAAUUUACCCAAAGCAAAGGAAUUUUUGUGGUUUUGUUUUCUUUUAUUUAUUAUUUUUUGUUUAUUUAAGUAUUUACAUUGGAUAUAGGGUGAAAUCGCGUAAUUUGUGUGCAUCUUGUAUUUCAUCAGAUAUUGAUGACUGUUAUCCCAACCCGUGUGAAAACAAUGGAACAUGUAUUGACGGAGUGAACAAGUACACUUGCGCUUGCGUGCCUGGAUUUGAAGGAAAGAACUGCACCAUCAGUAAGCUCUUAAACAAGUCUUUCAAACAAACCUUGAAUUCAUCAGUCAUCAGUUAUAUUUUUUAGGUGCUGUGGUUCGCAAUGACUUCCACUGGACCAGUUAAAACUGUUUUCCCCCUUUUUUCAGACACAGAUGACUGUGAUCCUUACCCGUGUGUAAACAAUGCAACAUGCAUAGAUGGUGUAAAUAACUAUACUUGCGCAUGCCACCCUGGCAUUGAAGGAAGGAACUGCAACAUCAGUAAGUUACCUAUUAAGGAAUUUUGUUUUUGGCUUUUACUGCGCACACACAUACGUACAGAAAAUUGAAAAUCGACUACCUCUUCUAUGGCUGAAUUCGUAUGCGAAUAAGAAAAAUAUCAACAAUGACGUCACGAUGAAUCCGCCUAUACUGUGCAGGUUAUACAUAUGUGUCAUACCGGCAAAUUAUUGGUUUAACUGGUGAGUUCCUUUCUUUGACUGUGUCUUCUGUUGUGAAAUGACGUCAAAAUGCAUUUUGCUUGUUUCAUUUUAUCUCGUUAUUUUAAUAAGUCCAGACGUUUGAAAAAUAAAAUCAAGUUGAGAACGCUUUCAGAUAAUCGCGAAACCUUUUUUUUAUUCUGUACUUGCCUUUCGAAAUCGCGAAAAUAAAAGCCCGCGAAAUGCCGUCUCACAGAAAUCGCGAAAUUAAGUACCAAGGCAUUUUAUCAGAUAUUCACGGAUAUACCAGCUAAUGUGAAAACAAUGGGACAUGUAACGAUGGAGUGAACUACCACACUUGCUCUUGAGCACCUGGCCUUGAAGGGAAAACUGCACCAUCAGUAAGCUCUUUAAUCCUAAUUAAUAGUUUUAUUUAUUUAUUUAUUCAUUUUAAUUCAUCAGUCAGCGGGACAGUAGAUAUUGUUAUCACUGGGUCACUCCUGUUUCUUCCUUUUUUAGACACUGAUGAUUGUGAUCCUCACCCGUGUGCAAACAAUGGAACAUGCAGAGAUAUGGUGAAUAACUAUACUUGCGCAUGCCAGCCUGGCUUUGAAGGGAGGAACUGUACUAUCAGUAAGUUUAUUUGUUAUUCGAGAAUAUUUUAAUACGAGUAUUUUAUGUUGAUGCUGUAUUGGUCCUGGAGAGUGAACAAAAGCGUGACCAAGCUAAAAGCUUUCUUCAAGAUUUUUGUUGGAGCAAAUCUAUUGGUUAUUUCCACCCUGAAAACUUUUGUCCAGGACAAAUGCAAGCCGUAUGGCUUGGUUUCCCCUCCUUUGCAGAGUCUUCCUUUCCCUCUGCGACAGUCUGUACAGGUGGAUGUCCGGGCGGUGUGCGCUGACGUCAGGCUAAAUUUCAUUGUAUUUUAAAAAAAUUGUCUGAUAGGUUUCCAAUUUCCAUGAUAAUUGAGGCUCGUUUCAUAGUUCCAUUGACUGAUUCUCCCAUUCUUCAUAAAAUUUUACUCUUGAAAACAUUAUAAUGAGAUACAUACUUCUCAUGUUUUAAUCAUAUAAAAGCUUCCGUGAAGAUCUUGCGCCUUAUGAAUUCCUUGUUCAAGUAAAGCGGUUUUUAUCAAUUUAUUAUUAUUUUAUUUUUUGACAAAUAAAUUUAUGAAAAAGUGAAGUUAUUUCAACCGGAUAAAGGGUUUUCUUCUUGGUACCUCAUCAGAUAUUGAUGACUGUCAUCUCAGCCCUUGUGAAAACAAUGGAAUAUGUAUUGACGGAGUGAACAAGUACACUUGCGCCUGCGUAACUGGCUUUGAAGGGAAAAACUGCACCAUCAGUGAGUUUUAAAACUACCUUAAUCAACAUGAUUAUUUAUAAUUCAUCAGUCAAUGGAAACGUUUUCAAGGUGCUAUUAUGAACAAUAAGUUUGUCCGCAAGGCCAUUAAAAAUUGUCGAGUUAAGUCUAUUUUGGUUGCUUUUUGUCAGACACUGAUGACUGUGAUCCUUACCCGUGUCUAAACAAUGGAACAUGCAUAGAUGGUGUGAAUAACUAUACCUGCGCAUGUCAUUCUGGCUUUGAAGGGAGGAAUUGCAACAUCAGUAAGUUCUUUACUUCUUCUUCUUUUUCUUUUCCUUUUUCAGGAGGAAUUUUUAAAAUGUGUACGCUGUGAUACCCAAAUAGAUUUUCCACCCUUCAUAUAUUUCACUUUCUUAUUUGAAAAAAGGGCAAUUUCUCCAUGUAAACGUUUCAAUGGACAUAUUUUUCUUUUUUUGAAAAAAUACGAACAUAAAAAAGUAAAUUAUUCAUUAGCCGAUGGAAUCACUUUUUAAACUGAUUGUUAAUAUUGUGCCUCUUGGCUUCCUGUCAGAUAUUAAUGAAUGCUAUCCCAGCCCGUGUAAAAACAAUGGAACAUGUGUUGACGGAGUGAACAACUACACUUGCGCUUGCGUACCUGGAUUUGAAGGAAAGAACUGCGCCAUCAGUAAGUUCUUUAUAGCUUUAAUAAACAUAGCUUCAACUCAUUAGCCAACCGAAUCGCUUUGAACAGGUUAAAGCUGAAAUGGAGGACAUUUACGUCCGCUGGACCAGUAAAAAUUAUGUUUAUUAUGUUAAGUCUAUUUUUCUUGCAUUUUUUCAGACACUGAUGACUGUGAUCCUUACCCGUGUGUAAAUAAUGCAACAUGCAUAGAUGGUGUAAAUAACUAUACUUGCGCAUGCUCUCCUGGCUUUGAAGGGAGGAACUGCACCAUCAGUGAGUUCUGUUUUUCUUUUAUGUCAGUUUUUAUGAAGGAAUUUUUGUCGGUUAAGUUUGUUGUUGGUUCUUUCAUUUGCUCCGAGAGGUUUUUCUCCGGGUACUCCGGUUUUCCCCUCUCCUCAAAAACCAGCAUUUUCAAAUUCCAAUUCGACCAGGAAUCAGGUAAACGAAGAACCACUAUGUGGAUGUGCUACCUGCAAAUCGUUAUUUAUUUAUUUAUUUAAUGUUUGUUUUUUGUUUUUUUUGUUUGUUUGUUUGUUUUUUUGGCGGUAGGUUCUUCCAUCCUUGACAACACUUAAUUUUCUUAAGUAAUGGACGUUUCUUCUUAUGAAAAGUGCGCGUUUUGUUGUUGUUUUUUUCUUUUAGAUAUUAAUGAUUGUUAUCGAAGCCCUUGUGAAAACAAAGGAACAUGUAUUGACGGUGUGAAUAGCUACACUUGUGCUUGCGUUCCUGGCUUUGAAGGAAAGAACUGUACCAUCGGUAAGCUUUUAAGGUGCCGCGGAGCAAAUUUUCGUCCGAUAGAGCACAACAAAAGUCGGAAAAAACUGCACCAAUAGUACACUGUAAGCUCUGUAACAAUUUUCAUAAACAUAUUAUUAAUUCAUCAGCCAAUGGGAAUGUUUUCAAGAAGCAACAGAGCUCAUUUACUUUGGAAAGAGCACCAUAAAAGUGUUUGCUUUUUGGUAUUUCAUCAGAUAUUGAUGACUGUCAUCCCAGCCCGUGUGAAAACCACGGUACUUGUGUUGACGGAGUGAACAACUACACUUGCGUUUGCCUACCAGGCUUUGAAGGAAAGACCUGCGCCAUCGGUAAGUUGUUAAACAACAUUAAUAAACACCCGUUUCAGUUUAUUAGUCAACGGGAACGUUUUGAAGAUGGAUUGGAAUACAUUUACAUUCGAUAGACCAGCGAAAUUCGUCUUUAUCGUAUAAAUCCUGUUUUCGUCGUUAUGGUCGUUGUUUAUUUCAGACACUAACGACUGUGAUCCUUACAAUGCAACACGCAUAGAUGAUGUGAAUAACUAUACUUGCGCAUGCCCACCUGGCUUUCAAGGGAGGAACUGCAGCAUCAUAAGUUUUUUUUACGAAGAACUGUAGAACGUGUUUUUAAGUUAAAGUGUAAAUUUGGACGGAAUGAUUUCCGUGGUUCAUUUAAAAGCCUUCUCCCAUCCUUCACACCAUUUUACUUUGUGAAAGACUAUGAUACGGCCAAAAAUUUUUCUCAUGUAAGAGCGCUAAUUUAUGACGGUUUUUUUUAUGCACGAUUGCUAUUGCUGUAGUGCAAUAUAAAUUCCGGAGGAGGCAGAAUACUUUUCGUGGUAACGUUUUUGUUGGUUCGUUCAGAAUUACUAUCCUUCAAAAAUCUCGUUAAUUAUUCUGCAUCCAUGAUUGGGUUUUUGACGCAGGGUAACAAUAACUGAUCGAACGUUUUUCCAGCAAAGGAAAGUGAAUUAUUGCAUCUUUUAAGAUGGCUUGAUAGGGUUUUUCUAGCAGUCGGCUAGAGCUAUCCCCAUGACCUUUCACACACGUUUAAAAAAUACUGAAACUAGCAUUGUAAAUUGUAUUUCAAAGCCCGUCGUUUUCCACAUACGACGACCGAAUAUCAAUAUUGUCUAGUUUUUAUCGUGUUUUUAACCAUAAAAACUGCACCCGAAAUUAAUAUGACUCGAUAACGCUCUUACAGAUUUCGCUUAAACUUCACGAACAUCGAGGAGAAAAACGUUACCGUAAACGAUUUUGGAAGACCAGUUUCCAGUGCCUAGAAGUACGGCUGUAAGUGUAGUUCUAAUUUUCAAUUUGUGGAUGACAAAAUCUCUUCUAUGUUGAUUCUCGGUACCCUUUGAGGUGGACAGAGAUUACAGACCAGAGCAAAUCUAUGUUUACUCUACCUGCAAAAGAAAUAGUUCAGUUCUCCACAUUAUGUUACCAUGAAACUUAUAAAACUGUAGAAACCAGAAGUAUUUCCGGAAUGUUAUUUUGUUGCAAGACAAGAGCUAAUCAGGCGUGGGAAAACUAAACGACAGAAAGGAACAGUAGUUCGUUGUUUUUCGCCUAGUACUGUUCUUCGCUGUGAUUGGUCAUAAGGCAUUAAAAAUUCCUAAAAUAUUUCAGGUGUUGAAGGAUUUAUUACUUUAACAAUAAUUCUUUAAACUUUUAUCACAGUCAAACCUGCCCAGUGUGAGCAUGACCAGUUUAGAUGCAAAAAUGGCCAGUGCAUAGAAGCCAGCCUUGUAUGUGAUGGUGUUCCAAAUUGUCUAGAUUAUUCGGACGAAGAAGGCCCCCUUGCCGACUGCGGUAAGUGACCACCAAUUCGACUCUCUCUAGACUAAGACCAAUCACUUUCAUUUCAAUAAAUAUCUGGUAACGCUUUCCUUCUUCAUCAAAAGAUGUUUGUAUUCUCGUAUUUCCCAUCUGCCAUCUGAACAACAGAUGAUAAAUUAAUUGGAAAAAAAUGGAAUAUCAUGGAAUCUGCAGCUAAAGUUCUUCCUUCUUGGGCUGUGUGGUGGGUGGGAGAACCCCUGGGUGAAUAGAUGUAGUGAUUUAUCAUAAUUAUUUAUCCUAAGUAUCCAGUCUGCCCUGCGUAAACCAUUCACAUCUCACAUUCUCAAUGAAUCAUUCUGGUGAUAUUGUCGUGUCUCUUCUUAUCCUUUUUUGCGCAAGUUUGCUGCACUCACUAAUGAUAUGGAUGACACUUUCACCUUUAUGUGGCACAUUCUACACUCUUGUCUACACGAUAAUUCGUCCUCAAAGCUUGUUCUUGGGUCGCACUCGAGAACUUCAGUGUUGAAUUCCAUGUUCCGUUGAUUUCAAAACCCUCUUUUUCCAAUUGCCUCAGCAACUGUCCAAGCAUUUUCUUUUCCCUCCAUUAUUUCACUUCUUCUUCUACUGCUUCCAAAUGUACCACUCCAGAUGUUUUCACUGUCUCCAGCAACUGCCCCCCAUUGCUGUUCCAAACCUACCAUCCAACACUGAUCUCCUCGCCCUGGAUACAUCUUAAGCAACUUAACCCCCCCCACCCCAUCUUUUCCUCUUGGCAUCAGUAUAAAGACUGUUAAUAUCACUCUUACGGUGAAGUGCACCAUACAUGGUCAUCACCUUCCCAGUUUUUCCGUCCACCUCCUCUGUUGUCCACUUUAGAACUCCUCCUCCGUACCGCAGCAUGGCAACCGCCCAUGUAUUGACUGCCAUGACCUUGUUUCUUCCGUGAAGUUUUGAGCUCAGAAUCAGCUUGACACGUCUCUUAUAUUCCUUCCUGAGCUGUCGUUUCAUUUCUUUGUCCUUCAUUUUAUCAAGGGCUAGAAUUCCAAGGUAUCUGUAUCCACUUCAUUAUUAUCCCACUAGAUUGUUGGAUAGCUCAUGUACUUCACAUAACAUUAUUAUUGUUAUUAUUAUUAUUAUUGUUAUUGUUAAUGACUCAGACUCAGAUUUUACAGAUCGAAAACAUUAGAGCUCGCCCGAAUUAAUCUUAACACGAGGUCUUAUUCUUUUCAACUUGUUUCUUUUUAAUAACAGAGACGGAUAAUUUUCUUUUGUCAUGACUUAAUUUAGAACACUGGACUGCCUACAAGAGUUAUUGAUCGCACCUAAGCCGCAGGGAAUGUUUUAAUGUAUAAUGCUUUUAAAUUCUUUCUUUCCCCAAAUAUUUCUCUAAAUUAUGUACAUAUUUUCAAAGUUGAAUAAAAUUGUUUAUUAAUUAUUAAUAAUUAUCAUUAAUAUAGUAUCAUAGGUGACGAAUUACUCCUUAAUUUUGGCGCAUGUGAAAUUACAAAAUUGCCAUGACAACCCUUCCGUACGUCUCAGUGUCAAGAUGGCGACGAAGUUUUAAAAUGCCGUGAAUGAACAUGUCAGGGCACAAAAAGACGCUUUAGAAAACCUGAACACACAAGAGAACAUCAAGAAGGAUUGUAACAGGUAUUUUGCCGAAAGAGUCUGAAAAAUUCUGAACUUUAUAAGCCAAAUUUAAGGUCUAAACAUUUGAGAGAGUGGAGUUCUCAAUCGACACGAUCCACGAUAAACAUGUCAAGAAUCCAAGAUUGCUAACGUAAUUCGUCACCCAUGAUAUUAAUAGGUAAUCAAAUGGUAUACUCGUGAAAUUAAGGGAAUAAUUUCACUUGCGUUUUGUCCAAAUCCUAAUAAUUUCCCUCGCCUUUAAAGGCUCGGGAAAUUAUUAGGAUUUGGACAAAACGCGCGUGAAAUUAUUCCCUAAUUUCACUCGUCUUCAUUUGAUUACACAUUCUAAUUCGUAUUAUUAUUAUUAUUUUAUUCAACUUUACAAAUAUGUACAUAUAAUUUACAGAAAUAUUUGAAGUAAGAAUAAAGCACCAUAUAACAUUAAGAAUUAUAUAAAUCAUAAAAAAUACACUGUGUCAAUAACGAUUUCCCAAAUACAUUCUUUGCGGCUUAGAUGCAAUCAAUAACUCUUGCAGGCGGCCCAGAGUUUUAAAUUAAGUCCUUACAAAAGAGAAUCAUCCGUCUCUGAUAUUUAAAAGAAACAAGUUAAAAAGAAUAAAAUAUCGUAUUCCUAAAUUCCUAAUUCGUUUAAAAAAGUUCUUACAAAAAUAAAUAAAUAGGUAAUAAUAAUAAUAAUAAUAAUAAUAAUAAUAAUCAAUUAGUUAAUUCGGGCAGGCUCUAAUAAUUUCGAUCUGUACAUCUGAGUCGAUAAAGUCUAGCUGUCGUCUUCUGGAUCUUGAGCCUCUCAAGCAUAGUAUCGCAGAGCGUACGAUGGCGAAAGAUACUUUAGCUCUUAUCCAGGAAAUUGCGCUUGAGUAACUUUCUCCCUUCUUAUUUGCGAUCAGCUCCGCAAGUCUGUUGUGGUACUUGACACACUCAUCAUACUUGACCACACUCUGUGGUCCUGAAAACUAGGGGAGUAAACGUUCCCUGCAUCAGUUCGAUCUCCAGUACUCUUUCCGCAUACUGCCUCUUCUUCUCAUUCUCAUGCUUCUUGUAGAUUUGCGUAGGAGUCAAGUCUCUGUAAGAGUCUACAUUAGAGUGACACACCCGAACGUCGAAGAAUGCAGAUCUCUGUCUCUCCCAGAAACCUCGAGCAUGAAUAUCCAAACGGGCAUCACGGGCUUUGUUAGCGCCAUGAUUUAAUGUCUCCCCAGUGACCUCCUGGAGGACCGGUUCUACUUCCACGUCAUUACAGACCAUCCUUACCAUCUCUGCUUCCAAGUCGCGCAGUUCGUUAUGGCGCUGGAUAGUGAAUCCGCCACGCUGACACACCAUUGCUUGAUCCACGCUAAAUUGAACACCGCAUGCGCAGAUCAAGGGCGUGUCCGUUGUUUCCCAGUCGUAUUAUUAUUAUUAUAAUUAUUAUUAUAAAAAAAUGGUAAAAUCUUUAUUACAAAACCUCAAUUAAAAUCCUAUUUACUGUUACAAAAAAUCUAAUCAAUUCAUCAAAAGACUAUCUACAAUUCCUUCAUUAGAGAACAAAAACAAUCCUAUAUAUAAUAAGUGAAGAAAGAGAAAACUAUUCAUUUACAAAUUCUAAAAAAUAGAAGUAACUUAACCUUACAUAAAAGAAGAGGAAAUAAAUAUAAUCAAUAAUAAAAGUUAUUUUUAUUAUUAUUUUUAUUAUUAUUAUUAUUAUUAUUAUUAUUAUUAUUACCACCGCGCACGUAGAUUAUAUUACUUCACAGAGUUCCAUCAUGGUGUCAGGAGAAAGAUCUACGGAGGAGCUAAAGAGGCAUCAACAAUCACUUAAGAGAGCAAGUGCCAAAGUGAAAAUGGAUAGCAUUGAUUCAAGCCUCUCCCCAGGCCUGCUGCGUCUGGUUAAUCAAUCGAGGGACAAGGGCGCACGUUCUUGGCUGAAUGCGAUGCCUCUCGCAGACAAAGGUUUAGCCCUCAACAAGCAAGAAUUCAGAGACUCGCUACGCUUGCGUUAUGACUUGCCCUUAGUCGAUUUACCAAGUCAUUGCAUAUGUGGGGAUAAAUUCACCGUUAGUCACGCCCUCUCUUGUAAAAAGGGGGGGUUUGUAGCGCAGAGACAUGACGGUGUACGGAACUUGUUAACGACAUUCAUCGACAACAUCGGCAAUAAUGUCGAAAUCGAACCACGCCUCCAACCCCUGGACAACGAGCGAUUUCAUUUGAGGAGCGCUGUUACAAGUUCUGAGGCAAGAUUGGACAUCAAAGCGGGAGGUUUCUGGGCAAGAGGAGUUACGGCAUUUUUUGAUGUUAGAGUUACGCACGUCAACUCCAAGUGUUACCAGAGCAAGCCAACAUCGGAAGUGUUCAAAGAGCAAGAAGAGAAGAAGCGCAAGUACCAGCAGCGGGUGUUAGAUGUAGAAAUGGGUUCGUUUACGCCUUUAGUGUUUGGAACCAAUGGCGGAAUGGGAAACGAGUGUCAGCGGUUCUUAAAGCAUCUCGCAGACAAGAUAGCUCAGAAAGACACCGAGCCUUAUCAUGUUGUAAUCACUUGGCUCAGGACACAGAUCUCAUUUGAACUCUUAAGAUCGGUACAUGCAUGCGUCAGAGGUUCGCGAACGUCGUUUCGUAGCAAGAUAGAGCAAUCAUUAGACUGUAAAAUAAAUGUCGCUAGUGCGGAUAUCUGAAAUACGUGUCUAUAUGCUUUUAUACUUAGGGCUUUUUAUGGACACUGGUUUAGUCGUCAUUAGUAUGAUCUUGAUAUCUCUGCAUAAUGGAAUUCUUAAUUUUAUAGAAUUUUGAACUUUUAUUAUUGAUUAUAUCUAUUUCCUCUUCUUUUAUGUAAGGUUAAGUUACUUCUAUUUUUUUGGAAUUUGUAAAUGAAUAGUUUUCUCUUUCUUCACUUAUUAUAUAUAGGAUUGUUUUUGUUCUCUAAUGAAGGAAUUGUAGAUAGUGUUUUGAUGAAUUGAUUAGAUUUUUUGUGACAGCAGGUUGAUUGUAAAUAGGAUUUUAAUUGAGGUUUUGUAAUAAAGAUUUUACCAAUUUUAUUAUUAUUAUUAUUAUUAUUAUUAUUAUUGUUGUUGUUAUUGUUAUUAUUAUUAUUAUUAUUAUUAUUAUUAUUAUUAUUAUUAUUAUUAUUAUUAUUAGUAUCUCUAUUAUCACAGUCUUUGCUGGUGUUCUUUUUGUGCAUCAGCCGGGCGCAAACCAUGCACCUAGAGCGUCAGUCACUCAAGUCAAUCAUUCUGUUCAUACACUGAGCACCUUUCUGAGGAUUCGUGCAGAUCCCAGCAUGCAGAUCUUUUGAAUCUCUGUCAUAUUCGCUCUUUCUGAUACUUUCUUGAUGUUUUCUACCAUACCCUUCUUCACUGUACCAAGCGCACCAACAACCACAGGGAUCACUACGGUUUUCAUAUGCCACAUUCUCUGUAUUUCUAGUUCUAGGUCUUUGUACUUGCAUUUUUUUUUCAGUUUCCUUCAGUGCGAUGUUUCUAUCUGAUGGAACAGUCAUAUCAAUAAGUUUGCAGGUGGAAUUCACUGAAUCUUUAACGAUGAUAUCUGGUCUGUUCGCUGUUAUAGUUCUAUCAGUAUUGACUGGCAUGUCCCACAUGAUGGUGAUGUUGUUAUCUUUAUUGUGUAUCACGGUCUCUGGUUCGUGUUCGUACCAUUUGUCUGUAAUCUCUAUAUCAUGAUCUUUACAUAUGCUCCAAUGGAGAUAUGCUGCAGCAUUAUUGUGCCUGGAGAUGUACUCUGUUUUGGCUAAUACCUUACAUCCAGAUACAAUAUUAUUAUUAUUAUUAUUAUUAAUAUUAUUAUUAUUAAUAUUAUUAUUAUUAUUAUUAUAUUAUUAUUAUUAUUGAAAUGUAACACAGCUCAUGAUACAUUGAAGCUGGUUUCUUCAUAAGUUUCAGGAAGAAGGUGUAACAACAAGUUACCAAGGGAAGCCAAUAAACCCCUGUUUUGGUUUUCUCUUCUCUCCACCUCUCCAGCGCCCCAACAAUACACAUUCAUUUUAUAGAUCAGUCCCAUAGAAUUUCCCAUAUCAAUGAACUAUUAUUUAUUGGCUUCCACAGAAUAUGUACCUGAAGCAACUGUUGCUGCUCAAAGAGGGGGCCAGAAAAACACAAGUAAGAACCACUGUUAUUCUGCUAGUGACAACAUGGUCAGAGAAAGGCCGUUGAAAUCGCGUAAAUUAACAGCUAUCACAUAUAAACCUCCCGUUUGUCGCUUAUAAAAGUCUUACUUUAUUUCUCUAAAAGACUCUGAUCUUGGAGUUAUCUAUCACACACAGCGAGCUUACAUCGUAGUAAUGAAAGGACAAAAUUUGUUACGUCGUCUGGGUGUUGGGCCGUUGUUAUCGAUAGAUCUCAAGUAGUCGCUUUGGAGCGAGAAAUACGGAGGAAAAGUUUAAAUGGCCGCCCAGAGAGUGGUCGUGGUCGGUUAACCGCUGCCCAAUUAGGCCAACUGAAUGAGCACCGUUCUGUCGAGAGAGAGGCGGCGGAGUGAAGCCCUGGAUUUGACAACACCCAGGUUCUUUAUAAAAUUGGGGAAAAACCUUUUUUUGUAGUAGAAUAUGGAAACAGUUAGACUUGCUAGACUUUUUGAAUAAGGAUGAUAAACUGUAGGUCCCUUUCCACAAACCUUUGCUCAUUUAAAAUCUUCUUGGCGCUAAUGAAACCACACACAGUUCGUAAAGAGUAGGGAACUUAGAGCGCGGUGUUAUGAUCCAUGUGAUUGGCCUUGCUGGAUAAGCUUCAAGUGCUUAUGAACGAAUGAGAUCACAACACACGUACAGCAAGAAGUUACUCUUUUAGCUGGGUGCUGGACCUCCCGGUGCCCAGAUACCCAAGAACGAGAGGUUCGACCAUUUUAUUCAUUCUUUAUUGAAACUGUCGAAGUGGAAAGGUUGAACUAAACUACGAUUUCUUGCUACUUGACAUCAGUCACAAUAGUAGUACAUAAAAAUUAUUAGAGAAUGGACAUUACUUGAAUCAAAUAAAAGAAAUUGAAAACAUUUCAUUUAAUUGUUUUUCAUUACUGAAAAAAACCGCCUAAAACCGUUGGUUGUGAUUAUUUUCUUGCAGUGUACAUUGGCACCGGCGUAGCUGCAGGGAUCGUAAUAAUCAUUGUUGGUCUUGUGCUGGCCUACUUUAUUAUGGCGAGGAAAAAGUAAGUCUAUAACUCCAGUCCCAGCUCACAACAUUAGCUUUCAAAAUAGGAAUCUUAUCCCGACUAUGCGGGUUACCUCUCCUUAAAACUAUUUAACCCGCGGGCUGAGAAAGUUACCUGGUCGGGCAAAUGGGGUAACCCGCCUGUACGGGUCGCUCUGAUUUAUCAUAUAAACGUGAUCAAAUUAAAAUGAGAGGUUGUAUUGACAAGCGGGUUACCCCACCUAAGCGGGUUACCUCACCGUACUGGGAUGCCCCACCGCUCAUUAAACAGAUCCUUAGUAACAGAUGUGAAGCUGCACUUUCUUUCUUUAACUCCUGGCCUCCUAAUUUUGAUGUUUCAAUAUCCUCCUACCUCGAAACGGUUGGCAACUUCGUUUCAUUGUAACUUCAUUAAAUUUUGCUGUACGCAUCCUCGGACGAUUUCACGAAUUUUAAUUUCACGACCUUUUUUGUUUUGUUAAAUUGUCAUUUAGAUGGAAAAAAUCGUGACCGUGGAGAUGCUUAGUAGAGAUUUUGUUUGUUGUCUUGUUGUUUUGAUCGAUCGCCGUAUCAAAUAGCAUAAAGCGAAACGCUCUAAUUCAGUUUGUUUGAACUUGGACUUUUGUUUUGUUUUCUUUGCUCGUUUUUGUUGUCAUUCAUUUUUUUUUUUCGAAGAUGUGGGAUGCAUAUUUACACUGUUGCUAACUCAAUGCUUUUGAUUUUUUUUGAUGUAUAGAAGAAGGAGAGACGAACUGGAAAGUAUGCCUAAAGGGGUUGGGAACCCUGUGUUCGACACUGACGAUGGACAACAACCUCUAGAAGAUGUAAAUUAAAUAUAAAAUUAACAAUAGAAUGAUUUGAUGUAAAACUUAAAAUUUAUUUUGUAACUUAGGGUGCGUUUUUGGGAAAAUCCUAAAUAUUUUGAAACCAAAUACGAAUUUUACGUUCAUUAAAAAAAAAUCCAAAUUAAGAAUUCAAGUUGACGUAAUCCACAAAAACAGGAGUAUUGGCUCCUGACAAACGCAAUGCAUUCAUAAAAUCCAAUACAAAAUACGAUUCAGGAUUUGGGAUUAGCGUUUCUUUCAGUACGAAUCUCGCAUGCUUUUUAUAUGAAAUAAAACAAUGGGAUGCAAUAAGUGGCUGUGAGUGGGAUGUAGACGACACUAGAGACCAACGCUAGUCUUUGUGAGAAAAAAUGCCUUUUAAACUAUACCGGUGCGCUCGCCGAGGUUCCUAAAACGGAGCAGUAUAGGAUUUUAGAUAACUAAUUACUUGCCCCUCCACUAAAUCAACAUUUUGCCCCAUGUAAGACAUUACUGCUGCUGCCGAGUUGGGAGAGGGGUAGGGUGAAAAUGAAAAUAUUAAGUCCGCCUCGUUCUAUAGCCUGUUCGGGCAAAUAUUGCCGUCACUCGGAUUUUUCGUCUAUUUCUAUGUAACAAAUUCAAAGCAUUUGAGGUCAAGAUUCGGGCCUUAAAGAAUAACAGCCUAAGAUGAUACGAGCGCGAUAUAUGUGCAGAUGUCCAAUUUAUUGCAGAGAUGCAUAAGUGUGUAGGUGUCAAUGCUAUUACUAGGUAGCCUGCGUUGAAGCCGGCCCACGCACUCGUCCAAACCAUUUGUGAAGGUUAAGAGCGUCUGAGGUGCAGGAAAGGCUAUUAGGCGGUAAAAAAUACAUUUCCAAUGGUAUACUCCAAUAUACUGCUUUGUUUUGUUUUGUUUUGUUAUGUUGUUUUGAACUUUGAUCACAAAAUAACAUUAAACGCUGGUUAAAGAGAAAUGUUAAGUAGGCUCCUUUGAAUGGCGCGCAAAACUGCACUUAAAGUAAAGCAGAGGCAAAGAUAAUACUUCAUCUUUCUAAUAUGUUUAAUGAUUCAUAUCUUUUUUUUUUCUUUUUACUUUACGCUAUAGACACUAGCCCUAGAAAAGUUGAUGUGUUAUUGAUUUCUUAAGUUUGUUCCUAACACUGCUUUCCUUUGCUAACAGUUCUUCAUGAGUGAUGUUGACACGAAUAUGUUCGCAACAGAUGACAACUUUAGAAUAGUGGUAAGCGGUCACAUGAGCAAAGCUAGUGUAAUCUUUGAAAUAUGGCUAUUUAUAUUUUUCGAUUUUUGAUUAUAUUUUCUUUAUACGCCUAGAACGAUGAUAAGGAUAAAAGUUUUACUGGGAGUUGAUGUGUUGAAUCAGAUUCAUCUUUUAGAGAGCGGCAGGUUAAAUUGUUUUCUCUCGUUUCGGUUUGUUAUAGACUAACAAGCCUGGAGCAAUCUCUAUGGAUAAUCCACUCUACCUGUCGGAUCCGUACCAAGACGAAGUAGAAUGCUGACAGCAUGAAAGAGUUUUAAUCCUUGUCCUCGCUUCAAUCCUUUUUAGUUAAACAAGAAAAUUUUUGCAUCUAUGCUGAGCUGAUUUUAGCUAGACAAAAACCUUUCUUAAGUUUUAUUAAUGAAAAGUUGUGAACCUGUAAUUAGUUAUAUUAAAAUAUUUUGAUCUGCAAAGUAACGAAUUACAACGCAAUCACAAAUUACAGACCAGGGUAUGUGAUUAAAUUAUUCUCAGUAAUGCCACAAUAGCUUUUUUCUUUGAGAAAAAAUUGUACCUGAAAAAUAGUCAUAGUUUUCGAGUUUUACUGUUCAACAGUAUCACUGUUCAAAUUUCAGAACCAACGUUAAAAUAUUGCAUCUAAACACAGCUUGGCCAGCAUGUCUCGGAAUUUGACUGUAUUCUAUUACUUCAGUUAGGCUGCUUCGAUUUGCUUGUAGUUGUUUUGAAAUGACUGUCUAUAUAGUUUCAAAUCAAUAUCGAUUUAUAUUGUCAAUAAACAGCUUUUAGUUUAAGUGUUUUGGUAUUAAAGAGAC